AUGAUACUAAAUUAUAUACUUCAUAAUAAAAAUUCCAAGAAGUAUGAGAAUAAAAUUGGAAAGGUUAAAAAAGAUGAACUAAGCUCUUUAAAAAGUUGUAUUGAAAAUGUGUCUAUUACAUUUAUAUUGUUCGGUUCUAUUAUUAUAAUGAUAAAUCUCUUGGCGAAUAUAUUUUUUAUAGGAAAUUCAACGUUUUCAAGUGUUUAUAAAUUAUAUUCUAUUACGUCUGGAUUAUGGCUAAUCAUUGUUAUAGCUCAAGUGUUAUCAUUUUUGUUUUCCUCAACCUUUUUUGAGAAUUCAACACAUUUGUUUUUAAAUAAUGAAAAAAAAAAUAAAGGGCAUAAAUGGAACCCCUUAAGCACCGCAAUAUUUUUAACCAAUGUAACGGCAUUUAGUUGUGUGUCUAUUCUGUCCUUUUAUGGAAUAUUCUCUUGUAUGAUAAAUGUGUUUAAUAUAACAAAUGGGCGCAUGCUUGCAACAACAGUUUUCAGUUUUUCAGUCAAUUUGAUGUUUCUAGUUUUGCAGUUCUUAUAUAUAUUACUGAAAAUACAUCGAAUUAAAAAUAUAAAAUUCAAUAAUUAUAUGCCACUUUUUUUACCUGGUUUUUCUUGCCUGAUAGAGUCAACUAUAAUGAAUAUAAAAUCUAAAAUAAAAGAGAGUUUAUUAGAUGAAAAAUCGAAAAAGAAAAAACUGAAACAAAAAAAUAAAGACUAUAUUUUACAUCAAGAUGAAAAUUUAUACUUAAUUAAUUAA
Molecule: messenger RNA, 753 nt
Organism: Plasmodium malariae
Lineage: Eukaryota; Apicomplexa; Aconoidasida; Haemosporida; Plasmodiidae
Product: conserved Plasmodium protein, unknown function
Exons: 10
Coding region: 1-753 (250 amino acids)
Source: RefSeq, a predicted model, not a curated record